AUGAGCAGGAUGGAAGAAGCUAUUCAAGCCCUCGAGAAACAACAGAUAACUGUGUUUAAGCCCGCAAGUCCCGAGUACAGACACGCGAUUGCCAGCUCGAACCUUUUGCGCCGUUUUUCGAGGCCUGCCUGCGUCGUCCAACCCAAGUCAGCCACCGAAGUCCAGGCGGUCAUCAGCCAAGCGCGCGAGAAGAAGCUCAAGGUGACAGUCAAGUGCAAUGGCCAUUCUUACGCCGGUCACUCGACAGCUGUCGAGGGCAUUUCUCUCGACUUGCGGGACAUGAACAAUGCAUCGUUAAAUAUGGACUCCAAGAUCGUCACCAUGGACGCUGGAUGCCGGUGGGGCAUGUUGUAUGAGACGUUAGUCAUUGGGAAACACGACGGGUUUAUCAUCAACGGGGGGAGAUGCCCGACUGUGGGUGUGAGUGGUUUCAUCCUCAGUGGUGGGCUUGGUCCGUUUACCCGAAGCUUCGGGAUGGGGUAUGACACGCUUGUGGAGGCGAAGGUUGUAACAGCUGAUGGGAGGUAG
Molecule: messenger RNA, 528 nt
Organism: Podospora pseudocomata
Lineage: Eukaryota; Fungi; Ascomycota; Sordariomycetes; Sordariales; Podosporaceae
Exons: 1
Coding region: 1-528 (175 amino acids)
Molecular function (GO): FAD binding
Source: RefSeq, a predicted model, not a curated record